Molecule: messenger RNA, 432 nt
Organism: Funneliformis caledonium
Lineage: Eukaryota; Fungi; Glomeromycota; Glomeromycetes; Glomerales; Glomeraceae
Source: the annotation of a GenBank genome assembly
AUGAAGUCUCCUAAUUUCCCUUCUUGUCAUUCUCGUCGCCAUGGUCAUAGUCAUGGCGGUCCAAGUAUACCUGGUCUUGUUAUUAACACGAUUCAAAAUAAAUAUCUUUGGAGGUGUUUAGAUUCUGCAAUAAACCCAUUGUAUUUGAGUGAAUGUAAUAAGGGACCUAGUCAAAUUAAAUUCCAUAUAGAAUUGCUUCAUCAAAGUUAUCCAGGAUGCGCAAAGCCAUUUAAAAUAUAUGGAGCUGGAGGAACUGAUUCAUUUACUAUACACCCAAAUGAAAGGCCGAAAGAUUGCUUAUCAGCUCCUUUUAAAGAAGGAGAUCCGGUAUUUGUAGUUGAUUGUUUAGUUAAAGAUGAUAUUCAAACGUUAGGAAUAUCUUGGGAGUUACUAAAUACGAUAGUGAUAGUUCCUGAAACAGAUGAUGAUUGA